Messenger RNA from Scleropages formosus (Asian bonytongue), 1358 nucleotides. Its product is annotated as G-protein coupled receptor 20. The record is from RefSeq and is a predicted model, not a curated record. Gene Ontology annotation, molecular function: G protein-coupled receptor activity. Gene Ontology annotation, biological process: phospholipase C-activating G protein-coupled receptor signaling pathway; positive regulation of Rho protein signal transduction. The transcript has 2 exons. The coding region runs from base 53 to 1147 and encodes 364 amino acids. Lineage: Eukaryota; Metazoa; Chordata; Actinopteri; Osteoglossiformes; Osteoglossidae. Gene Ontology annotation, cellular component: plasma membrane.
GCUGGUCCGAAGCACGCCGCCGCUGCUACUCAAGAGGUCGAACACGGGUGAGAUGGAGCCCUCUUCUGUUGGACUGUUAGUCAACACCACCCCCAGGUCCACUGGCAACACUUCCCAUCUGCAUGGGGAGCUAUUCUACCUGAAGAAGCUGGCCCACCUGGAUGAGGGCCUCUACAAUGACUUCUACAGUGUGUGGAUCGCCCUCGUGGUCAUCAACAUGCUCAUCUUUGUGGUCGGACUGGUCCUCAACAGCCUGGCUCUGUACGUCUUCUGCCUCCGCACCAAGCCAAAGAGCACCUCGGUGGUCUACACCAUCAACCUGGUGGUGACCGACCUGCUGGUAGGUCUGUCUCUGCCCACCCGCAUCAUUCUGUACUACAGCGGAGGCAAGUGUCUCAUCUGCUCCUACGUGCACAUCUUCAGCUACUUUGUCAACAUGUACUGCAGCAUCUUGUUCCUGACCAGCAUCUGCGUGGAUCGCUACCUGGCCAUCGUGCAGCUGGAGGCGUCUCGCAAGUGGAGGAGCCCCGGCGUCGCCAAGGCCAUCAGCUUCUGCAUCUGGCUCUUCGCCUUCGUGGUCACCUACUCUUUCCUGACCACCGCCUUCAAGCACGGCGCCUGCUGCCUAUCCAAGCUCUUUGCCCUGACUGUCUUCGAGUUCUUCCUGCCGCUGGUGGUCAUCGUGGUGUUCACCGUGCGCAUCAUGUGCGCCUUGGCCAGCCCGCGGCUCAUGCAGCAGAGCCGUGACCGCCGCAUGCGGGCGGUGCAGCUGCUCCUCACCGUGCUGGUCAUCUUCACCAUCUGCUUCACUCCCUUCCACGUGCGCCAGGUGCUCGUCUACUUCUACCCAGACAUGCCCCACCACAUCAUCAUCUACCACGCCACCGUCACCCUCAGCAGCCUCAACAGCUGCAUGGACCCCAUCGUCUACUGCUUCGUCACCAACAACUUCCGAGCUACCAUGAGGGGUAUUUUCCGCAAGGCGGAGGCCGAGCAGACGAGCGGCGACAUCGUCAGCAUGCAGCGGAGCUCCAAGGGCUCCAAGGGCUCCAAGGGCUCCAAAGGGUCAGGGACACACACCGGUAUCACCCACAGCAUGAUGAUGACGAGCCUGGCCCCGCCCCUGCAGGGAGGCCUACCGGCAUGAGAAAGGGUGCGAGACACCCGGGACCGAUCGGACGACUGAUGGACUCGGACGAUUCGGCAAGCCCCGCCCACCAGGGUGGAGAGCGGGAGAAAGCGCCCUCGUGCGGUUUAGGGGCCGGCGGUGCCGUGUCCUCCGUUCCCCGUACGCCUUCGAAACUUCUGCGUGCAGGUGCACGGGCAGAUUUAGAAACAGGACUAAAAUAUUACCGUUG